Corythoichthys intestinalis (scribbled pipefish) is the source of this 1817-nucleotide messenger RNA. RefSeq names its product protein TMEPAI-like. The transcript is spliced from 5 exons. The record is from RefSeq and is a predicted model, not a curated record. Gene Ontology annotation, cellular component: Golgi membrane; early endosome membrane. The coding region runs from base 387 to 1208 and encodes 273 amino acids. Lineage: Eukaryota; Metazoa; Chordata; Actinopteri; Syngnathiformes; Syngnathidae. Gene Ontology annotation, biological process: negative regulation of transforming growth factor beta receptor signaling pathway. Gene Ontology annotation, molecular function: R-SMAD binding.
AAAUAGCACCGGGAAAAAAACGUCUUCCUGCCGCGCAUGCACAUUGCUAAUGUUGCUGUAACUUGACUUGAGACAAUGCUAGCAAGGCCUCCGUCUUUCCGAACUUUAAUGUUCCUGCAAACUACAAAAACAAUGAAAUGGGCUUGAACUUUUAUAUAUCUCACCACAGGCUGUCUGGAGGAUGUGUCUGGCUGGCCCUCCCCUUCAUUGUCCCCCAUCUAGUCCUCCCCCACGGAGUUGGGGGGCUGUAAAUCACAAUGCCUCGCAGCAGCUCAGACGCGGAUGCAAAGCACCGGAGAGCACAUCUUUUCUUCAUGGCAAGCUUACUUGAGUCCAAAUGAGGAUCCGAGCUCCUCCGGGGGCCGCGGUCAUGUAGCCGUGACUGCAUGCGGAGGCUCCGGGCUGCCUGCAACGACGGUGGCGGCGUCGGCUCCUCGCUUCACCGGCGUCCCGGCGGCCGUCUCAUGCGAAACCCAGCGGCCCAUUUGCGAAGCUCCAGCCCCACACAGUCCAAUGGUUAUUGCUCUUGCACAGGACCCCAGCCACAGGGCAUGGAUAUAUCUGAACUGGAGCUGGUUCAGAUAAUACUUAUCCUGUUGGCGAUGAGCGUGAUGGUGGCCGUGAUCAUCUGCCUUCUCAUCCACUACCGCCUCGUCGCCCUGUCCCUACUCGGCAGACUCGGCCACGCGCAGGAAGUCCCGACGGCGCCAAGGGAUUCGAGUGGGUGGCCAAGCGCCGUGCUGACUCAACAUGGACAAGGCCAGUCAAUCCACGGCCUCCCGAACCGCACAACGCCGGUCUUCGUGCAGCACCGCCAGCUGUGCCGGCUGCAGCCCACCUACCCUUACAUGCCGCAGGACACCGUCGGCCUGCCACCCAUGAUCCGCUUGCCCGACGGGGAGGAAAAGGAGCCUCGCUUCUACCUUCAACACACGGAGCUGAAACGUUCCUGCAUUCGCGCGCCUCCUAACCGCACCGUCCUCAUAGACAAUUAUGUGCCCAGCACUGCCACAUGGAUGGGCAAAAGGGAAUCUGGAAGCAGUGGCGAGAGUUCUGAGAGUCCUCCGCCUUCCUACAGUGUGACUAUAGAGGACUCCUGUUGUAAAAUUGCUGCUCCAGGUCCUAAAAGGGUAUUACAAACAAGCUGGUGCGCCGCUGAAAACACAACCUCCACCGAGGCCGUUCCUCAUAACUCUUCAGUCACUUGAGAGACUUUUUCUUUGUGAUAUUUAAGUGUUAUCAAAUCUUUUCUAUGCGGUGCUAAAAAUCUCUUGUUGUGUUUUGUCUAUUUUUGUAAGCUUUUCCAUGUAUUUCUGCUAUACAUCUUAACUCAGUGCCCUGAUAAGCAUUAGUCAUUACUCCCAGAAUGUACCUGGCUUCGUAAUGCAAAAGCGAGCUGAAGUUGCACAGAGAAUGCUUCUGCUUUUAUAUUAUUUUUCGAGCUGCUAAAGCUUUUUGCUUGAAUCCGAGGGGCGUAUGUUUAAAAAUCUUUUAUCACGUUGUAAACCCAGAGGCAAUUUUCAGUUUUUGUGUACCACUAACGGCGGCGUUCAUGUCACCAUCUCAAGCACUUUUGCCUCUGAAACGACAAAGCAUGGGAAAAUGGAGCACGCUUCCUCCGAAUAAGCCAUGCAUAGCGAUGUACUCUCCUCGGUGCAAUUGACUUGAUCAGCUUUGAACUGAAUUUAUGCUACAACUAUAGACGCUGACUUUUGAGAAAAAAAAAAUAUCCUUGUCAUUUACAUUUUCAUGUUAUUUAACAAAGAUUUUGUAUUUAUAAGCUGUAGCAGUUUACAAUAAAAGGCUGGAGGUGAUGG